AACGACUUGCCCGUGACUUUGCGACUAGUCGUUGACCGGCACAUCACCAUAUCCCUCUAAAUCAAACACAUCACUUUUACACGUAUAGAAGAUGGGUGUGCCGAUGUACACGCGGAAAAUGAGUAUGUUAUCUAUUUUUUAUUGUCUCGCUGGUGCCCUAGUAUUCCGGUUUGCGCUUACCUGUGGUACUUUGGCUUGAUGCAUCCAAAGUCUUCCGACAGUCAACGGUAAAGUAGUUGUCUGUACUCGCAAACUGUACAGUCCAUAUUUACUCUAUUCCCAAUCAGUAUCGUGACGUGAAGGAAGAGAACCCCGUUUGAUUGCCGGAAAUUUGACUCUCUUCCCGCCAAGCCACGACAAGCGAACCCCACGUCCGUAGUACGGACCCCGAUUAUCAUGGCAGUUUCCAUAUCCAGCGUUACCGCCACGCUUCCAUCACACUGGAAAUACGUCUCCGAAGGCGGCGCUACCAUUGUCUUUUCCUACGUCGGUCCCCCGAAUCUUAGCUUCGAUGGCAUGGUAUUGCGUUUGCGCAAGUCUGGGGUACAGACGCCCGUGCUUGAGAAGCAGGCGUUCGGUACGGUUGCGGAGGAAGAGGAACCAGACGAUUCAUCCAUUGUGUUCCAAGAGACGUGCAUGAAACGGCUGAUACCCUCGGUUCAUCUGCCAAAACUACAGUCGGUUCCUGUGGACAAGGCGUGGCUAGAGGAGCUUUCUCGGUUACACGAACCCGAUCGCCCGUUGCAGAGGACCGUGAGCGGAGGUAUCGAUACAAUGAAGGGCAAGGCUGUGUUGGCGACCGACCUUGUGGGCGGCUCAGGACUGGCUAUAGAAAUCAAACCCAAAUGGUCUUUUCUUCCCAACAAGACAUACCUUUCGGCGGCUAAUUAUUCAAUCAAGGCGACUACUUGCCGAUUUUGCAUGCACUCUCACAUGAGGUCAAGGGAUGGAGAGACCGUCUCUCUCGGAUACUGCCCGCUAGAUUUAUUCUCCAGUAAUCGGGGCCGCAUGAAGCAGGCGGUCUAUUCCCUUUACGAUAAUUGGCUCCAGAGCGAUGGAACAGUAAACAAUCUAAAGAUAUUCGUCAAGGGUACGAAAAUUGGUGUGGACCAGAGGUUCUCGAUGUUCUCCUCCGAAGCAUACGAAGAAUCCGACGAGAACGUCCGAGAAACAUUCUCGGAGGCAAUUCUCGCGCUUCUUGUGGGUACACCAGUCCUUCGCAUUCUCAACAAGCUUCAACGGACCCUUGAUUCGCUUGACAUCGAGGGGCUGUCACUAUUAUGGAGAGAAGCCCAGGGCCCAGCGAACCCCCCGCAGUCUACAAAUGGGUAUACACCUCUAGGGCGCGCUAUUGGCGUCGGCGGACCUAAUCCCUCUCUAGCUGACUGGUCCGCUUUCAUUGAUGAAUACCUCACUCGGCCACCCAACUUGGAGGACUUACGGUACCACCUCCUCGCGUAUCUCCUUUCCGCCACGUUUAAGGAUUGUUCCAUUAUGAUUAGGAUGGACUUGUUGGAUCCGAGGCGUCCGCAGGGGGAGGUGGAUCCGUCCAAGGUCACUGUUAUUGAUCUGGAUCCAAAGAGUAUGGCUCGGCUGGCGAAGUGGGAAAAGUUGGACGAGAUUAUUGUCAGGGAGUAUUCGGCCGUUCCUGUUGCGGAUAGGAAGACAUGUUUGGAUGACUGGGUUGACGAGGUUUGAUUAUGAAUAUUUUAUCGUACGUAUGUUAUGGAGAACGGAUUUAUGCUAUCAUCUUGCGUUUCGCUUGUUCCGCGGGGAUAGUAAAAUUGGGAGAGCG
Molecule: messenger RNA, 1795 nt
Organism: Desarmillaria tabescens
Lineage: Eukaryota; Fungi; Basidiomycota; Agaricomycetes; Agaricales; Physalacriaceae
Product: inositol-pentakisphosphate 2-kinase
Exons: 3
Coding region: 397-1698 (433 amino acids)
Biological process (GO): inositol phosphate biosynthetic process
Cellular component (GO): nucleus
Molecular function (GO): inositol-1,3,4,5,6-pentakisphosphate 2-kinase activity; ATP binding
Source: RefSeq, a predicted model, not a curated record